Pelagomonas calceolata is the source of this 564-nucleotide messenger RNA. Lineage: Eukaryota; Pelagophyceae; Pelagomonadales; Pelagomonadaceae. The record is from the annotation of a GenBank genome assembly.
GCAGGACGCCGCGUUCGAGCUGCAGUUCAUUUGCAGUAAAAAAGACGUCUAGACACUCUUACCAUCGCUGUCGGUUGCAGCGUCCACGGCGACGUGCGCUCCAGCGGCCGUUUAGCAGGGAGAGCAUCACCUCUGCCGGGAGAGCAUGCGGCAGCUCCUCCGCCAGAUCCUCCGCGCGCACCGGACAAAGCUGCCGCCGAACAUGCGUUCGCUCGGAGACCAGUACGUGCGCAAGGAGUUCGCGGAGAUGCGCGACGUCACGAAACCGGAGGUCCUGGAGCGUUUUAGGGGAGAAUGGGAGAAGUACCUGCAGCAGCUGGAGACGGCGCCGGCCGACGACCUCGGCGCGGACUUGGACGCGGAGAUCCUCGGGACGAUGUCCGACGACCAGAAGGCGAAGUUGGUGGAUAUGCGCGCGUCGUCGCGAAAGCUGCGCGAGGAGGACGGGAAAUAAUCACAUGUUGUUGUUAGUCCACGCACGAGGGGGUUUCGGCGGCCACACGGCGAUUGCGUGGGGCCGCGUCAUGUACCUCGCACGCGAUGACUACGCGGCGCCGGCCGCCU